Molecule: messenger RNA, 528 nt
Organism: Macrosiphum euphorbiae (potato aphid)
Lineage: Eukaryota; Metazoa; Arthropoda; Insecta; Hemiptera; Aphididae
Source: the annotation of a GenBank genome assembly
AUGGAAGAACUUAAAAAAGUUCCUCCAAUGGAACAACGUCAAUUAGUUACAUAUAUUAAUCAUUUCAUUACGUCCACUGUAACAUUUUUAAACAAUUUCAUGACACACUGUGAAGCAAAAAUGAUGAAAUCCGAACAACGGUUACAAAAAAUUUCAGCAUCUCUGUGUAUAUUAGAAACUAAGUUAAAUUCUGUCCCUGAACUACGAGAACUGCAGUCUUCUCAAUUUCAAACAAGUGAACCUCCCAGCAAUCAAUCAAAAGAAAAUUCACAUAGUACUGAAGUAACCGUUGAACAUAAUAAAACAGAGGCAACCGAUGAACUUAUUAAAACGGAGACAACUGACAGCCAUGGUAAAACUGAAGACAUUAUUUCAGAACCAGCUGCUACUGUUGUAGACGAAAGUCCUAAUGAGUCAACUGUGGAUCCAACAAUAUUAAAAUAUCGUAAAAUGAUUCAAUUUGGUGUGCCAAGAGGCGCUGUUGAAUUAAAAAUGGUCAAUGAAGGAUUGGAUCCGAAACUAUUGUGA